Messenger RNA from Neoarius graeffei (lesser salmon catfish), 7664 nucleotides. RefSeq names its product mitogen-activated protein kinase 7 (gene mapk7). The coding region runs from base 86 to 3496 and encodes 1136 amino acids. Gene Ontology annotation, cellular component: nucleus; cytoplasm. The record is from RefSeq and is a predicted model, not a curated record. Gene Ontology annotation, biological process: intracellular signal transduction; cell surface receptor signaling pathway; protein phosphorylation. The transcript is spliced from 7 exons. Gene Ontology annotation, molecular function: MAP kinase activity; ATP binding. NCBI's taxonomy places the organism in Eukaryota, Metazoa, Chordata, Actinopteri, Siluriformes, Ariidae.
GAUUAGACAGCCCAGAGAAAAGCAGCCAUGCUUUGACAGAAAGGUUCACGGGAUCAUCGCUAUCCUGAUAGUCAUAAGGUCCAGGAUGUCAUCCAGUGAAGUUGAGAAAUCAAAAGACACUGUACCCAACAGUGAGAAGAAACAUCAGGCACCAGAAGUGCAACAACACUCCCAACCUGUCAACAAUGUCUCGACCAAUGCAGAUGCAAGCACUGUAGCUGCGAAGAACCUGGCACUUCUUCAAGCCCAUUCCUUAGAUGUGAAGUUUGAGGUCGGUGAAGAGUAUGACAUCAUCGAGACCAUCGGUACAGGCGCCUAUGGCGUCGUAUCAUCCGCUAGGAGGCGAGACAACGGACAACAAGUGGCGAUAAAGAAGAUUCCAAAUGCCUUUGAAGUUGUGACAAAUGCCAAGCGCACGCUUCGCGAACUCAAAAUCCUGAAACACUUUAAACAUGACAACAUUAUUGCAAUUAAGGACAUCCUUCAGCCUGUGGUGCCUCCUUCAGCCUUCAAAUCAGUGUAUGUAGUCCUUGACCUAAUGGAGAGUGACCUCCAUCAGAUCAUCCACUCGAGACAACCUCUGACCCCUGAGCACACACGCUACUUUCUGUACCAGCUUUUGCGUGGUCUGAAGUACAUCCAUUCAGCCAAUGUAAUCCACCGUGAUCUGAAGCCAUCCAACCUGUUGGUAAAUGAGAACUGUGAGCUGAAAAUUGGGGACUUUGGCAUGGCCCGGGGUUUGAGUGCUGCCCAUACUGAGGAGUCACGUUCCUUCAUGACAGAGUAUGUGGCCACACGUUGGUACCGUGCACCAGAGCUCAUGCUCUCACUUCAUCAUUAUAGCCUUGCCAUUGACCUUUGGUCAGUGGGCUGCAUUUUUGCCGAGAUGCUGGGUCGGAGACAGCUCUUCCCAGGAAAGCACUAUGUGCACCAGCUUCAGCUGAUUCUCUCCGUCUUGGGUACACCACCUGAGAGUGUGGUGGGUGCUAUUGGAGCUGAAAGGGUGCGCUCUUUUGUCCAGAGCUUGCCUUCCAGAGCACCUGUGCCCCUUGCCAGACUGUACCCACAGGCUGAACCUGUUGCACUAGACCUUCUGAGUGCCAUGCUGCAUUUUGACCCUCGUGAACGAAUUAGUGUGUGCCAGGCACUAGAGCACCCUUACCUUGCCAAGUACCAUGACCCAGAUGAUGAGCCUGUGUGUGUGCCUGCCUUUGAUUUUGAGUUUGAUCGGCAGCCCAUGGGGCGAGAGCAGAUCAAGGAGGCCAUACUUGCUGAAAUACAAGACUUCCACCAGAAGAAACAAGGUAGCAGGAAGAUCCAGUUCAAACCACUACAGAGAUUGGGACGAGUGACGGGGAGCACAGGUAAUCAUGCCUGUCCAAUGGUGCCCAGUACUCAAAUCCAACCAAAUGUGACACACCCUCAGCAGCAGAAAGCAAGUCAAACAUUAGGCAUAACGCAGAGCUCAGGCACCUUGGUUCCAUCAUUAAAUAAGCAAGCUCCUACACCUGACUUUACCGCUCUUGCCAAUUAUUUGACACCAUUCACAAGAAGCUGUCAGGAUGUGGACAUGCCCAGCGCAAAUUCAGAUGGACAACCAGAGACCAUUGACCUUACCACUCCCACAUCCAGCCAAGGCACACCACCUUGUGAACCAACUGGAAACUCCACCAAGAGGGAAGACCUUGCUCCUGAAAGUCAAGCUCCACAGACAAUUCAGAGCCAGGCACUCCACCAGCCACCAGCCACUACAGCACCUUCAUCCAGUCUUACAAAAUCUGGGGCCUCUCUUUCUCUGUCUCAGAUGCAAGCUCAGUCUCUCUCUCAGUCACUCUCUCGCUCACUUGGAAAAGGGGGGAAAGGAACUUCUGGGGAAACCACUCGAAAAGAAGGAGCAAUUUCAGAUGAUACCAAAGCAGCACUCAAAGCAGCUUUGCUCAAGUCAGCACUAAGGCAAAAGGCAAGAGAUGGAAGUGCAGCGGCCUUAGGUAUAGACCUGGGCAGUGGGACUGGGAGCUCGUCUUCCUUGGUUUUGUCCUCAGGUCCAGAACACAGGAGACCUGUUACAGCACAAGAGAGACAACGAGAGAGAGAAGAGAAACGAAGGAAAAGGCAGGAACGAGCAAUGGAGCGAAAGAAAAAGCUGAGAGAAAAGGAGAAAAAGGAAGGCAAAUCAGGCGAGUCCUUGGGUGGUGUUGUGCUGAGUGACAAUGACAAGAAGCUACUGGAGCGGUGGGGACGAAUGAUGGACAAAUCGCAAGUCAUUGAAAAUAACCCUACUAAGUCCAAUAACAAUAAGACAGGUUCUUGUCAGAUGCAGGCAACUGUGGGAAAAGGCCUGAUAAAAAUGUCAGCAGACACUGUGGAAUCAGUGCCAGACAAACAACCAAGUGAGUCGCAGGCAUUCAAACUACCCCAACAAAUAGUGCCUCAGAUUGGCCAGUGUGUGGUUUCUGGAAUAUUUCAUCCACAUGCCACCUUCAAUUCCUUGCCAGUCCCUCUAGGCUCCACUCAAAAUGGGGACAUUGGGAUAGUGGCAGUUAGUGGAGGUGUAGGGGGUGAGGCUCUGGCCAUAGUUGGAGGUGGGACACUUGGUGUGGUUGCAGCCCCAUGUACCCUUGGCAAAAAUGACACGUUAAAACCCCCACCUCCAACUCAGUUUCAGGGGUGUGGGACAGUAUUAACCACAGUAGAGAACUGGACGGGAAACCAGGCCAGUGGAGGAACAGCACAGCAGCAGCAAGCACAAAUCUCGCACCAGUCUCAGCAGAUACAGUUGUCUCCUCCACAGCUGAGCCAUGUGAGCUUACCCCAGCAGUCAGUUCUGUUCACUCAACCCCAGUCUCUUCCACACCCCCAACAAAUCCAACCGCUUCCUAGUGUUGAAAUGCCUAUCACUAACCCUCCAGUCAAACUCUUCUCAUCAGAGUCCUUCAUCAACAAACCUAGAGCAUUAACUCCCAAUGGGAUGACAAGAGUUGGAAUUCAGGACACCAGCAUGUCUAUCCCUAACCAGGACUCAGUAGUUGCUUCUGAGCCCCUGGAGAAGUUGUGUUCUGCACUUGGCAAGCAGCAAAAUGGUACUCCUUCACAUGAACCUUCUCACGGGGCACCUGGAUCAUCAGCCCAAACAUGCCUCACAGACACAGGGCUACCAGGGAGCUGCAGAGCACCAGACAUCCAUACAGUCACACUACAGCUGUCUAAAUCACAGGUUGACGAUAUUUUGCCCCCAGUUUUUUCUGUGACCCCCAAGGGCAGUGGGGCUGGAUAUGGCGUCGGCUUUGACCUUGACGAUCUCCUCACUCAGUCACUCACUGACCUCCAGCACACAGACCUCAGAGAAAGUCACAAUGAUUCUGCACCCCUCUCUGCAUCCUUGCUGUCAGAUUGGCUGGAAGUACACCGCAUGACCCCAGCUGACUUGGAAUCACUUCAGCAGGAGCUUCAGCUUGGAUCACCCAUGAUUCUUUCUGACAACUCCAACCUCCCUUAGACUACAUUCUACCCUUCUCAGUUUCAAUAAUGGCAGUAUGGCAUCUUAAUUUAUUCUACCCAAGAUCAUGUACUAUACCUCCAAAACAAGUGCCAACUUCACUAUAAACAUGAGUUGAACUUUGAAGGAGUUCAUGUUUAUAUAGGUUGUAGUUUGUUUUCCCUUCAAAAUGACUUUACAAGUUUGGCAUAGUGUAGGUUCUCUCAUACACCUCUUCAGAUCAGUGUAUGUAUUUCAGUUGUUUCCUCUAGGCAUGUACCUUUUUGAAGUUUUAAUCCUGAGAAUUUUAACAAGUCUAACAAAUGGCUAAAAUUGUUACCAUUCAUGACCAAAAAUUGAGGCCUAGUUAGCAUUGUGGUGCUAAAACAAAGCAUUUUACUUGAAUAUCAUUUUAAUAUGCUGAAAGAUAAACUGGGUCACAGGCAAUUGGUUGAUCUCAAUUUUCUAAUGUACCACAAUCUUUAUUAAAACUGAAAGUCUGAUCCUUUGAGACAGAAACUUGAGACUUGCCUAUUGACGGCUAAGACUAACUGCAGCCAAGUGUAGAAGCACUACAAAAGUUCUGUACUUGUACUAGGUGCAACACCAAUGGCACACUGAGCACUCAGUGUAGAAGGACAUAGACUGAAAAAGAUCAACCAUUGCCUUGGAACGAUGUUCAUGGUAAAUGUAAACACCACGACACGCUUCAGAGUGCUGGCUGACGUAGUGUUAAGAGCAGCUCAGGUAGAUGUUACUAAGCAGGUUUGAGUGGGCAUUUUCUGAAUAUGGUUAUAUAUUAGUGUUCAUAUGAAUGAUUUUGCACCAGCAUGACAAAUAACAUUGGAGUUGGUUUCAGCACAAAAAUAAAUAAUGAAUAAUGCAAGUGAUUAACAUGAAUAUGCAGAUAUAUCCACAACAUACAUACUAUAUAUGCAUACACAUACUACACAGUUACAAAGUUAAAAAGGCAAGAUUAAAAAAAAAUAAUCUAUCCCACAAUUAACCUAUUUAAGGCUAUUUUCCUCAACUUGUCAAAUCUUGCAGUUGAUAGACAUUUCAUAAAAUAGUCUGCUUAGAGUUUAAACAUGCAAACUGCAUUUCACUUUUGAUUAAACUUAACUGUCUAUAAUCCGAGUAGUAGUGCACAUUUCACUGAGUAGCCACUGAAUGCAAAGGCAAGUAGAACAUUAUAUACUGUAUGUCAAAUACAAAUCACAGUCUGCAUUGCCUCUUUAUGACAUCAUUUGAGGUUUAUGAGUUUAUCCUUCCCUUGGCAUUAGAUAAGUUGACAUUAUCUUAGUAGCUGUGCCAUAGUUAGUGCGAUUACUGUCCUGGUGAGUAUGAUGAGCCAGCUGGUCCAGUUGUGAUCUGCUGCACCACGCAGUUGUAGUCCCUGAACGUGGCUCGUAAUAAAGUUGGAAAAGGCUGACACUCUAGCAUAAACACCUGGCCGGUUAGGCUGGGCACAGCCUAGGCCAAAGCUCACAAUGCCAGCCUGUAGCCAGGUGCCACUAGAGGUUUGGCACAACAGCGGUCCCCCAGAAUCCCCCUAAGGAGAAGUUUGAUAUUUUUCAGAAAGCUCAAUAAUAGUAACAAGGAAUGUAUAAUACCCAUAUUAAAAUCUUUCUAUGGAUCCCAAUAUGUUGAGCAAAAUCCACAAAUGCAUGGUACAUCAGCUGAGAAAAUGCAUACACCAUAAGGGUGAACAUUUAGAGCAUAUGUUGUAAAUAAUCUGCAUUUUUUCACUCAGGGUACACAUUUCUGUUCCAAAAUGGUCAUUUUUUGAAAGUUUAGUUUUCAGAUUUUUAGUCAGUGCAUUUUGUUUCCACAUAUCUUAAUAUUACAGUGUGAAAAUUUUCAUGAGGUAUCCUCAUCUGAUUUAGAACAUAUGGCCUGUUGAUCAAGACGACUGUUUCGGUGAAUUGGUGGGGGCUACAGAGAUGGAGUGUAUAUUUUUUUCCACAGAAUAAAAAAAAGAAAGAUUUAAAAGGUAUAACUAGAUAUUUUAUUGGAAAUAUUAUGAAAUACAAUUUGUAUGGCAAUGAGCACAGAAUCAAAUAUCUUUUCUAACGAAGAAACACCUAACGAAGAAUUGGGGGCUACAGAGACUACAUGGGCUACGGAGACUACAUUUCUCAAUUAAACCACUACUCAGUGCAAUUACUUCAAGUCUGUAAUGACUAAAGGCAUUUUUAUACCUUUACUUCUCAUGGUAAUUAUAAAAACAUUAUGGGAAAUUCUUUAACCCUGAUUAAACCCCGAGUUUAGAGAGGGCUACGGAGACUACAUUGCUUUUUCCAUUAUCCUAGUGAACAUUUUCAAUGAAUGCUGAAAGGUGUCAACAAAUUUUUUCUGAGCAUUGUUCCUCAUAUAUAGAGAUUGAAACUACCAAAAUUUAUACCAUUAAAAGAAUUAGGUGAUUUAAUUUUUAGGUUCCUUUUUGAGAACAGUGACCAAAAACAUCAUUUGGCAUAAUGACGGACAAAUUAUUAAAGAACUGCAAAAUUUUUGGCAGGUGAUAAAUGACUCCUUUAUAUGCAUGUAUUAAAUUAAGCAGAGAUACUACAUUAUCAUUUCCUAUCAAUCUUAUAGCACAAAAUGCACUAGAAAUGUGGGAUUUUGUAUGAUGUUAUAUAGUUCAAUGUACAGUGGAACAGUAUAACAUGCCAAAAUGGCCCUAAAAUGGACCAAAAAGGCAUAAAAAGAAAAUCAACAUGGAAACAAAAUUUAAAAAAAGUGUUCUCUGGUAAUCCGAGGACACUAAUGUAAACAUACACGUUUAAUACAAGAAACUUGGCAUGUUUUUUUUUUUUUUUUUAAUACACCUGCAUAACAUCUUAUUUCUCUAAAUGUGUACCCUGAGUGAAAAGAUGCCGAAUAAAUACAAAAUUAAGUAUAUGUAGAUUUACUCUAAUUGGAUCUUGAGUUUUCAGACACACAAUAGACAACACACACUUACCUGGCAGGAAUCUUUGCCCCCUUCUUGAAAGCCAGCACAGAGCAUGUCAUAGCGAAUGUUAACCUGCUCUGACGCUUGGAUGUGGAACAUCUCUUGGCAGGCGGCUUGAUCAAUAAUUGGCACCUGCACCUGCUGCAAAGUUCCCACCCCCUGCAAAGAGACUACACCCAACGACAAAAGAUGGCUUACACUAAGCCAUAUACUCUCACCCCAUUCACAUUUUAUGUUCUCUAACAAUUUUCUACACCACCAUGAUAACUUUCAACAAAAUUAGUGUUAUUACAGGGCACAGUCUUCAGGCCUCUAUCUAGUUCCUGUUUUGUAGCGCAAUGAAACAUCUCUCUGCAGCUGAAAUCCUAAGUGCAUCAGUGGCCCAAGACCAAGAUAUAUAUGAAGUCUUACUUGUUUUUGGCUACAAUUACUCCACCUAAUAAUACUAAUAUAAUACAAGAAACAUGUUCUCAAGCUCACCUCAGGCUGUUUAAUUUAUAUUUUAACCUUAAUAGUGAACUCUUUGUCUAGCAUCCUCACCCACACUCACUUCCAUCUCUUAUGUCUCCCCAGCCUGUGAUGGUGCACAACAUUCCUCCAGGAAAUGAAACAUCUGCAUUUGGCAGGCACACAGGCUGGACGUGAUCAGACCAUGUGACUGGGCUCUUUAACUCCACUAAAGCUAUGUCCUGGCCCAGCUGUGGGUCCGUGUAGCCAUAUGGCACCACCACACGCUUAAUCUUAUGCGACGUCUCAUAUGGGUUCCAGCCGUUCAGCUGCAGACGACCUACAUAGAUUAUAUACUGGGAUGUGUCGGAAGGACUGGAAACACCAUAAGAGACAAAGAUAGUUAUGCUGAACAUGCUAAAUUAGCCAACAUGACAAGCAGAAUACACUAACUUGGCUAACAAAUUGCUAAUGGAAAACAUUAGUGGUACGCAAGUUAUUAUUACUAAAUUGUCAAGCAUGAGCAUAUUUGUAUAUUAGCAAGAGAGAAAGAUUUCUGUAAAGAUGCAAACUUUCUGCACAUUCAGAAGGGGAAAAAUGUAAACAUACAUUUGACUGAAAUUCUACUGCAUAGUACCAUCAAGAAUAAUGAUUAAAAUAAAUAAAUACCCCCAAAACUCACUUUGGAAAACAGUGAGCUGCAGACAGAACCCAGUUCUCAGCGAUGAUUGUUCCUCCACAUACAUGUCCUACAAUGGUCUGAAAAUAAAAUGGUUUAUUGAUUGGUUA